GGCUGAGGGAAGGGAAGGUCAGCACCUCCAUCCUGGUCCUCGGCAGCUCCUGUAGGUAUUUACCAGCCAGCAGCACACAAGGAGCCAAGGAAAUCCAGGAUUUCCAUCUGCCGUGGGUUUGGUGAUGGUUUCGCUACUCCAGGACCAGUCCAAUAUUAAAUUUUCUGCUUCGGACACUCUGGAAAGGGACCAGCAGGACCUGAUGAAGGCACAGGGGGAUUCAAUAUCCCCAGUUCAGCAGAGUGAUAACCCCAGCUACAGCUGCCAGCCCUAUGAGCCGGACACCAGGACAGAAAGGACGAGCUCGGAAUCCUCUCCCAGCCCCAGCCCUGCCUCCCCAUGCCAGGACCCCAUCCAGGGGGGCUUCCCUGCCAGCCAAGGAAUCCCCUGUGGCAAGAACAAAUUCAGAGCAUCCUUCAGCACCGAGAGAUUCCGGCGCUGCAGCUACGAGGAGAACGCUGCCGGCAGCUACGAGCGCUUCCUCAAGAGCAGCAGGAACCCCUUCCACCCUUACAAGAGGCAGAUCAGCGAGGAUGUUUUCCAGGAAGCUCACCAGGCCCUGCCACCACCAGAAACUUCUCCCUUCAAAAGUCACAGGGGCAUCGAUGGCUUCGAGGGUCUGCCGGGAUCUGCUGAGGAGCCGGAGGCGUUUCCCACCCACAUCCCAAAUAUCUCCGCGGAGCAGCCGUGGUGUAACAGCCUCCAGUACAGCACCACGGGGCAGGAGCACGGCUCCCAGGUCAUGGGGGAUUCAGACCUGAAGCUCAGGACAUCCCCCCUGGAAGGGCAGCCUGGCUUGUAUUGCUACCAGCCCCAGGUGCAGCAGAUGUAUUGCUCCUCACACCCUUUCCACCAGUACCCCUCAGGAGGCAGCUACCCCGUGACUUACAUCGCUUCCUCGCACUACCCCUACCAAAGGAUUGCUCCUCAAAGCAGCCAAGAAUCUCAGCAGCCUCUGUUCCCCAAACCCAUCUACUCCUACAGCAUCCUGAUCUUCAUGGCUCUCAAAAACAGCAAGACAGGGAGUUUGCCAGUCAGUGAGAUUUACAAUUUCAUGACAGAACACUUCCCUUACUUUAAGACAGCUCCAGAUGGUUGGAAGAAUUCCGUGCGCCACAACUUAUCUUUGAACAAGUGCUUUGAGAAAGUUGAGAACAAGUCAGGGAAUUCUUCUAGAAAGGGCUGUUUGUGGGCUCUGAAUCCAGCCAAGAUUGACAAGAUGCAGGAGGAGCUUCAGAAAUGGAAGAGGAAAGACCCAGUUGCUGUGAGGAAGAGUAUGGCAAAGCCAGAAGAGCUUGACACCCUGAUAGGCGACAAGAGCGAGAAGCUGCGCUCGUCCCUGGUGUCGUGCAGCCCGCCGGGCGCUGCAGGUGCCUCCCUCUCCAGGCAGAUGGCAGCGCAAUCCCAUCCCUUGUGCGAGCCCUCGCUCUCCUCGGGCAUCCCGCAGGGCUUCCACGGCAUCCCCGCCUCGGCAGCGCUGCACGCCAAGAGCCCCCUGCCCGCCCUGCUGGGGGGGCAGCAGCCCGGCUGCUUCGCAUCCCCCCAGGGCUUCCCCCAGAUGCCCACGGCGCUGCUGCAGCACACGCCCGAGCCUCCGAGCCUGUUCCCUGCUGGGGAGGCUCAAAGCCAGCUCCGGACUCAGCCCAGCAUCCCUCAGGAUUCCCCAGUGCCGGCUCAGAGCCCCCCGAGCUGUGGGAUGAAGAUGCUACCCGAGCAUUCUCCGGCCAGGACGGUGCAGGACACGCUGCUGCAGGAGGGAGACCUCAGCAAUGACAUCGAUGCUCUCAAUCCAUCCCUCACUGAUUUUGAUCUCCAAGGGAAUCUUUGGGAGGAGCUGAAGGACGACAGCCUGGCCGUGGAUCCCCUUGUCCUCAUUUCAUCAUCCCCGCAGUGUUUUCCCUCGCACUGCCAGCUGGAGAGCGGCGGCCCCAGCGCGCACGGGGGCGCGCACGGGAGCGCGCACGGGAGCGCGCCCGAGCUGCAGCUCACCACGCUCUACUCCGCAUUCAUGGAGCUGGACACGGUGUCCCCUUCCUACCUGAGCAACACCCCCGGCUCCAAACCCAUCGCGCUGAUGUGAACCACAGCCCUGACACCGCCCUGACCCAGCGCAGGCAGCGCCCACGGGAACGGGAAUUUUAUCUCUUUUUUUUUCCCCAGAACUCACCCGCAGGAUAUGUAGCUUUACCAUGAUGAUUUUCUACAGACUGAUAUUAAAACAAAAAAAAAUAGAAAAAAAAGUAAAAUAUUAUUUAAAGAGAAUAUGGUUAACAGCUGAACUUGUCAACACCAUUUUAUCAAGCCACUCAUCUUCUUCGUCUUCGAGAAAUAAGAAGCCGCUCAUCUUCUU
This is a messenger RNA of Camarhynchus parvulus, 2350 nucleotides long. It is a transcript of the gene FOXN1, whose product is annotated as forkhead box N1. The record is from RefSeq and is a predicted model, not a curated record. NCBI's taxonomy places the organism in Eukaryota, Metazoa, Chordata, Aves, Passeriformes, Thraupidae. The transcript is spliced from 9 exons. Gene Ontology annotation, biological process: regulation of transcription by RNA polymerase II. The coding region runs from base 125 to 2080 and encodes 651 amino acids. Gene Ontology annotation, molecular function: transcription cis-regulatory region binding; DNA-binding transcription factor activity, RNA polymerase II-specific.